Messenger RNA from Rubroshorea leprosula, 1530 nucleotides. Lineage: Eukaryota; Viridiplantae; Streptophyta; Magnoliopsida; Malvales; Dipterocarpaceae. The record is from the annotation of a GenBank genome assembly.
UUCAAUUCAGUUAUUCACAUUCUCUACUUCUUGAAUUUCUUGGUUUUUCUUGUGUUCCUCUGUUUCCUCCUCUGUGGUGUUGUAGUUUCCAUCCAUGGAGAAACCAUCUGCCAAUGAUCCCACAGGCCCUAAAUCAAGGGCCUGUAUUCCUGAUACCCUUUUGCAUUCUUUUGAGAACCUUCAUCUGAACAAUGGAAUCGGCAGCGGAUAUGCAGCUUUCCCAUACAAUGCCUCCUUAACAACAUCUGGUUCAAGAAACGGAGGGAUGUUUCUUGGAGCCCCCAAUUUGCAGUAUCCAACAGAAGGAUUCCAUCUUUCAAUCAACCGAGUCGGUGGCUAUGGCGCUAAUUGUCAUCAAAACCUGACCUCCUCGGAUGCCAUAAAUCUGGCUCCGGUGCCGAGACAAAACAUAAUCUUUCUUGCGGCUUUGACUCCGGAAGGGUCUGAAACACUCAACCAGUACUUGUCUUCCAAGAACUCUCCAGCUACAGACGUCAUCUUUGAAGCGGUAAUUGACUCAAUUUUCGAGCUUAUGACGGAUCAAGCUGGACAUUGUGUAUUUGGAAAUUUGAUUCAUCUAUGCAAUAAGGGUCAGCUGCACAUGAUUGUAAAGAAACUCGAGAUGCAUCCGGAAGCAAUGGCGGCUGUAUGCAUUAACAGAUACGGUUCUCCUUCAGUCAAAAAGCUCAUCAAACUCAUUGCCAAAUCAGACUCAGACUCGUUAGCUACUUCGAUGGUGGUGGGGCUGCACAAGGUGUUCAGUCAAUUAAUGGUACAUAAAACAGGAUGUCAUGUUAUAGUGCAGUGCCUGGAGACCCUCAGUAUCAACCACAAUGAGUUGCUGCACAUAGCAGCUAUAGAGAAUGCUCUUUAUCUGGCAACCCAUGUUAACGGGUGCUUGGCAUUGAAUAGUGUAAUUGAUGUGAUUAAAGGUCCAAGAAGAAAUGAGCUCCUCGAAUCGAUUGCUGAUUUAGCUGUGUGCCUCUCCCAAGAUCCUUAUGGAAACUUUGUGGUGCAGAACCUGUUGGGACUCCAGUACCCGAACAUCACUAAGAAAAUAUGCUCUUUGUUGAAGGAUCACUACAUAAGGAUCUCAAUGCUGAAAGGCGGCAGCCAUGUAGUAGAAAAAUGCCUCAAGUCUACGGAAAGGGGUUACGCAGUUGAAGCUUUUAUGGAAUGUCAAGGGCAAGCACUGUUGAAUGUUGCCAGGGAUCAGUUCGGGAAUUAUGUCAUACAAACAGCUCUCAAGGAAACAAAGCAUGCGGACUGUGCACUCCAUGACAGACUUGUAAUGAAACUCAGAUCACAUCUGGUGCACCUGGAGCGCAGAUAUGGAAGGAACGUCCUCAAUUUGAUCGUUAACCAAGAUUCCUACUAAUUGGGUGUUUCCAUGAGUCAGAAAAUCACAUGUUUUUUAUGCAAUACUUUUGUUCAGCUGUCACAACAUGAGUAGAAUAAUGUUCUUUUAUUUGUUUUCUUUUCUAUUUGUAAGAGAUUGGAGUUUUUUUUAAGUAAAAAUUAAUGUCCUUA